Molecule: messenger RNA, 565 nt
Organism: Branchiostoma floridae (Florida lancelet)
Lineage: Eukaryota; Metazoa; Chordata; Leptocardii; Amphioxiformes; Branchiostomatidae
Exons: 3
Coding region: 11-412 (133 amino acids)
Source: RefSeq, a predicted model, not a curated record
UGAUACGCCCAUGACGUCCCGCCCAAUCCCACCUGCCCCGAAGUACGCCCGGAAGCCCCGCACGGGUACGAACGACUCCGGUGUGGAGGAUCUGAUGGAGCUACAGGAGCUGGACGGGACCCUCAAGCCACGCCCUCCUCCCAGGGCAGACAAGGAGUGGACUUCUGUGGGACUGUCGUACCCAGGACUGGUUCACUCCAGCUCCCUGCCGCCGUACUCCACUGUGGAGAGGGACCGGCCUGACGGAGAGGACACCCGCCCGUCCUCACGGAUCAUAGAGGAGGACUGGCAGGCUGUGAUGAAACCCCCCGUGCCGCCCCCGAAGGAUGGCGCCAGACGCUUGCUGCGGAAAGACAUCGCCCGGCUGGAUGUAGUGGACGAGCGCCAGCCGGGAAGCUGUGAGAUCUUCUGAUUGCUCCUUGAUUAACGGAGGAUGGCGGGAGCCUUUCUGUGCUGAUGUAGUUUCAUUAACCCUUGUCCCGCUGAGUCCGUUAAUAUACGGAAUGGAUUAACCCUUGUCAUGCUGAGCUGUAUUGCUAUGAGUUUGGGGUAUUUCCUCCGUAAA